AUGGCAGAUCGGUUCGCGCAAAACACAUCAAAGUCAACAAACCAAAAGGAAAAGACCAUAAGCAAAAAGGCUAAUCUUAUAUGGAAUGUCGAUGCCACAUGUAGCGGGAAGGCCCUCGACCUUGUCAAGGUCGAGCCCAUAAUACGAGGCAGCUACCGUCUUGAGGCACACGCACACGCUCUGUCGAUCUUCCUUAGUCUUGGCGGCCACAUACAGGCCGUUGACCCCACUGCAACAGCUGCCAAUCGGGCCCUUGUUGGUCACGUAGGCCACGCACGACUGCAGAUACGAGACUACCGACCCACAACCGAUGGCUGCCUCCACUCGGGGCCCGUUAGCCGCCACUACUACCAUCACGGCUAUCGCGAGGACCACGGAUAA
Striga asiatica is the source of this 381-nucleotide messenger RNA. Lineage: Eukaryota; Viridiplantae; Streptophyta; Magnoliopsida; Lamiales; Orobanchaceae. The record is from the annotation of a GenBank genome assembly.